AUGGCAUUGUAUUCAGCACCGAUGAUUAUUUUCGUCAACAAGAUGGAUACAGCAAAGCAAGCAAUGGAGCAGGGAAAAUCUCCAGUUAUAAUAGACAACACUAAUACUCAAGCCUGGGAAAUGAAGCCGUAUGUGGAAGUGGCUCUGGAAAAGGGAUACAGAGUGGAGUUUCAUGAGCCAGAUACUUGGUGGAAGUUUGAUCCUGAAGAAUUAGAAAAGAGGAAUAAACAUGGGGUCACUCGUGAGAAGAUUGCUCAGAUGUUGGAACGAUAUGAAUAUCAAAUAUCCAUACCUAUUGUCAUGAAUUCAGUGGUACCUCCCCACAAAAACACUCAAAGGCCACCUCUGCAGCGAAGACAUAGGGAGAAAAUGUUAAAGAAGAACCCUGGGCACCUGUUGACAAAAGCAAAGCAGAGGAAAAAGCGCAAAAGAAACAAAAAACCGAAAGGCAAUCACACAGAAAUUAUGAAGAAAAUGUUAGGUGGAGCAGCUCAUCAUCCAAUUCCAAAUGACCAGGACACAUCAGAAAGUGAAGAGGAUGAUUCGGAAGAAGAAAACAGCAAAUCAUUGUGUACGCUCGGUGAAGGUCCAGAGGACCCAGUAACGGUUUGUGAAGAGCAGCCUAAUGGUGAUGAUGAAAGACUGAAAGAAGCUGCAGUGGUUUCAAGAGAAAGGCUUCCCAUCGCCGCAUCUGAGGUCUCAACGAUGUUGAAGAGCGCGUUGAAAAAUGAAUUGCCUGUAGAAAGUGACAGUUCACUUCUAAUAGAUGAAACAGAAAGCAUCUCUGAAGAUUAUAACAUGCCACUGUUAAGCACAGGAAACAAACUCGAAUCAUAUCAAAUGACACGUGAACCUGACAUGGAAGCUAAGCCGUUAAGUUUAAAUGAUGAAGAAAAAGAAAUCUCUCCAUGUUACGAUUCAAACGUACAUGGUAACGUGCCUGAUAAUAACUCAGAGGACAAAGGUGCGUUAAAAGCAGAAGAGAAUAGCUCUAAUGCCUGGGCUUUUUUUUCAAUUAAUUUACCUACUGAGGAAUUGCAGCUGGGCUUUGAUACACAAGUUUCUCUCUCUUCUUGGUCCGAGGAUAAAUUUGUAGGUGAACAAAGACCCCCAAAAAUGAGGAAACCUAAACAGACUCAUACGGACAGUUCAACACAGCUAAACUGCUGUUGGUCAAAUGAAGGAUUGGUAAAGGAGAACCAUCAGGUAACAGUAACUGAGGAGGCUGGCAACAUAAUAAGCAAUGGUCUGUUGGCAUCUCCAGCUGAUGAAAUGCACGUUGAUUCCCUUGUGGAAGCCAGGGCCACCUUCACGCAGUGUUCGAGUGAAGGAAAUGUUCCCAGAAAUGAUGCUACACCAAUUACAUCAAAGAGGAAAAGAUACAGAAGAAUUGUCAACUUGGCACCAAAGUUUAAUCUACCAAGAGAGAUUGCUGGUAGUACAGAGGGAGGGAAGGACCUCCCAGUACAAGGUGAUGUUCCCCAAAAAAGGGUUCUGGAAGUGGGGCAAAAGAGCUUUCUAAGGAAGGAUGGUAGAGAGGAACGUGAACAGGACCGUGCAUUGCAGGAAUAUUCUGUACCUUACAGUGGCACCGAGGCAACCUAUUCCUUACCCACCCUGGAUGCAGAUGCUCUGUUACAUGAUGUUUCUUACAUUCAUUCGGGACAGUCGUCUUCUAUGCCAAAAAAUUCCUGCAGGGUUUUUGUAGUUUCCAGGGCGAAGGAGGAGCAAGCUGGAACUCUGAAGCAACAACAGGUAGUUGAUAAGAAAGAGGGCGAGAGUGAACAAGUUUCUUCAGAGGUUACAAAUAGCCGACCAGAUAUUUUGUCUUCUGUUAAAGUUAUUUCUGAAUAUCCAGAAGAUUCCGGUAUAUUGGCAAGCUGCGGUGAAAAUGUGCAUGAAGUAGAUGACCCUGAGCCAACAGAGGCCUCACAACUUGAAGAUAACCAAGAUGUGAACAUGAAAUGUAGUUUUCUGGGACUUCCCUUAUCAUUAGGAUUUGCUUUUCAACUUGUGCAACUCUUUGGUUCUCCAGGUCUUCCACUGGAAUCCUUGUUGCCAGAUGAUUAUAUAGUUCCUCUUGACUGGAAAGUUUCAAAGAUGAUCUAUUUACUGUGGAAGACCUCUGUGGAGGAAAAACAGAAAACAAAUGGAUUGCAGAAUGGAAAUGCCUUGGCUGAAGAGAAAACAGUUAAUGCUGAAGCGUGUCGAAGGUUUUCAGCACAAAUGAGUGAUAGCGCUCCUCCUUGUGCAAAAGCACUAGGAAGUGAUGCUACUAUUAGUCUUGAAGAUCUAAAUAAAAAUCGCGAAGAGAAUCAAGACUCUUCUGAAACACUUCCAGAAGUGGAGCUGUUUCAAGGGGUGAUAGAGGAGAACAUCGUGACCUACACUAGCACUGGCUCUCUGGAUGCUGUGUUUCAUCAGUCAUGA
This is a messenger RNA of Cariama cristata (Red-legged seriema), 2430 nucleotides long. It is a transcript of the gene N4BP2L2, whose product is annotated as NEDD4 binding protein 2-like 2. Gene Ontology annotation, biological process: negative regulation of transcription by RNA polymerase II. Lineage: Eukaryota; Metazoa; Chordata; Aves; Cariamiformes; Cariamidae. The record is from RefSeq and is a predicted model, not a curated record. The transcript is spliced from 10 exons. Gene Ontology annotation, cellular component: nucleus. Bases 1 to 2430 code for a protein of 809 amino acids. Gene Ontology annotation, molecular function: transcription corepressor activity.